AACAAAGCCAAAGCCAAGGCCAACUGUUCUUCUUUCCGAGUCUCAAAGUCUCAAUACCCAAAACCCUAACUUUCUCUCUCAAAAAUUUAUUUUCCUUUUUUUUUUUUAAAUUUUAAAUUUAAUAAUUUUAAUAAUAAUAAUCAGUUAAUUCCUUCUUCUCUCUCAUACAUUUUCUGUUCUUUCCGUUUCUGGUUUUAUCCUAAUUAUUUCGAUCAGUCUGUCGUCAUCUUCUUCUCUUUAAUGGUUCUCUAUUUAUAGCCUAACAUUUCUGUACAAUCCCCAAUUCCAAUCAGAUUUUCUCACUUUGAGAGAAAGCAGAAAUUUAACCAAAAAAUAAAAAAAAAAUUUUGAUUUUGUUUUUUCCUCUGUUCAUCUGUCGAUUUCAAAUAAAAAAUUUUAAUUUAUAUUAUAUAUUUUUUUGAUUUUGAUUCUCUUAUGGCUGCGGUUGCUGAGAUCACCGGUGAGGCUGCAGCAGCUACCAAUAACAAUAACAAUAAUAAUAACACUGAGAAUUUAGAUUCCGAUGCUAAGCCUAAAUCGGAAUCAGAAUUCAGUGUUCAGAAUCUUGUGGAUAUGUUCACGAAAUUGAAUCCUUUGGCAAAAGAGUUUUUCCCUUCUUCUUACAAUAAUAAGAAUAAGACCCAAAACCUUCUUAAUCUGAACAAUUUUGCUGUGCUGCCUAAUAAGCAAUCGGCCAAUGACAAUUUCCCCACUAAUCGAAGGAGAAGAAAUAACUAUAACCAGGGGAAGAGGAGGCUGAAUGGGAGAGCUUAUAGAGCACAACAGGAGGAUAGUAUUAGACGAACUAUAUAUGUUUCUGACAUAGAUCAACAUGUAACUGAAGAGCGGCUUGCUGGCUUGUUUAGUAGUUGUGGACAAGUUGUUGAUUGCCGAGUCUGUGGAGAUCCACAUUCAGUUCUUCGUUUUGCCUUUGUGGAAUUUGCUGAUGAGCAAGGUGCACGAGCAGCUUUAAACCUUGGUGGGACAAUGCUUGGUUACUAUCCAGUUAGAGUCUUACCUUCAAAAACUGCAAUCCUUCCAGUGAAUCCUACGUUUCUCCCUAGGUCGGAAGAUGAACGGGAGAUGUGUACCAGGACAGUAUACUGUACAAAUAUUGACAAAAAGAUUUCUCAAGCUGAAGUUAAAAAUUUCUUUGAAUCAACCUGUGGUGAGGUUACUCGCUUGAGGCUUUUGGGGGAUCAUGUCCAUUCAAGUCGUAUAGCUUUUGUUGAAUUUGCCCUGGCAGAAAGUGCCAUUAUUGCCCUGAAUUGCAGUGGUAUGGUCUUGGGAACUCAACCCAUCAGGGUAAGUCCAUCAAAGACACCUGUGCGGCCACGAGUUACUCGCCCAACUUUGCAUUAACUAAUCACAACAUUUCAGAUCGCAUAUGGAAGUUGGUGAUUCGGAGGAACUCCAUUGAGUUGAUGGGGUGACGAAACUUUCUUUUGUUUCAGUGUUUACAACUUUUCAAUCACAAUAGUAACUUUCUGUGACUGAAAACAUAUUGUAAAGCUGCUUCAAAUUGAAGUUUUUACAAGACUGUCAGAGUCCGAUUACUUGUUCCAUCCCAUAUUUUGGGAAUCCCAUCUAUUAACUUUGCUAAUGGUAGUUUCAAUUACCAUUCCUGAUUAUGGUUGAAGGCAUGCAUAACUUGAGCAUGUACUUGAGAAAUACUCUUGGCUUAUCUUCUUUAUUGUGUAAUUUGCAGCGAAUAUAGAUCUUAUCUUUUA
Molecule: messenger RNA, 1730 nt
Organism: Jatropha curcas
Lineage: Eukaryota; Viridiplantae; Streptophyta; Magnoliopsida; Malpighiales; Euphorbiaceae
Product: polyadenylate-binding protein-interacting protein 9
Molecular function (GO): RNA binding
Source: RefSeq, a predicted model, not a curated record